GCGGGCCUCCGACAGUUCGGCAGCUUCUUCCUGGCGGGUGGGGUGCCGCCAUGGAGGGCGAUCCUCCACCGGUGGAGGAACGGCGGCGGCUGCAGGAGGAGCUGUCCGAGUUCGUGGAGAGCUGCUGUCGGAGGCUGGAGGAGGUGACCGCGUCCCUGGGCUGGAGUCUGGAUCGGAUGGAUCCCGGGAAGGAGGUCGCGGCAGAGGAGGAAGUUGUGAUAUGCCCUUAUGAUUCCAAUCAUCACAUGCCUAAAUCAUCUUUAGCAAAGCACAUGGUAUCGUGUAGGUUGAGGAAACUGGGCUACACGAGAGAAGAAGAGGAUGAAAUGUAUAAUUCUGAAUUUUUUUAUGAGAAUGUAAAGAUACCAUCAAUCACUUUGAAUAAGGACUCACAAUUCCAGAUAAUUAAACAAGCUAGAACUGCAGUUGGAAAAGAUGGUGAUUCUUAUAAUCAAAGGAUUUAUUCUUCAUUACCUGUUGAAGUUCCUCUGAAUCACAAACGAUUUGUUUGUGAUCUGACCCAAGCUGAUCGUCUUGCCCUCUAUGAUUUUGUAAUUGAGGAGACAAAGAAGCAGCGCUCUGAUUCUCAAAUUAUCGAAAAUGACAGUGAUCUCUUUGUAGACUUGGCUGCAAAAGUCAAUCAAGAUAAUAGUCGAAAAAGUCCAAAAUCUUACCUUGAAAUUCUGGCAGAAGUGAGGGAUUAUAAAAGAAGGCGCCAGUCCUAUAGAGCCAAGAAUGUUCACAUAACCAAGAAGUCGUAUACUGAGGUGAUUCGGGAUGUGAUAAAUGUGCACAUGGAAGAACUCAGUAAUCAGUGGCAGGAAGAGCAGGAAAGAGCAGAGGAUGAUGCUGAAAAGAAUGAAAGGCGAUCAGUUUCAGUAGAUUCACGGCAGUCUGGUGGAAGCUAUUUGGAUGCUGAGUGUUCACGACAUAGAAGGGAUCGGAGUAGGAGCCCACAUAAACGAAAAAGAAAUAAAGAUAAAGAUAAAAACUGGGAUUCAAGAAGAAGAAAAGAGAGGGAUGGGGAAAAACAUCAUAGUCAUAAAAGAAGAAAGCAAAAAGUAUAAAUGAAGUAUUUGUGCAAGUAUUAAUUAUUCUGAUGCCAUGAUAACCAGUAUGCUGAUAAUUUCGUUAUAAUUGCUUUGAGUAGGAGAAUGUGUUUAUAUGAAUUGUUCAGUGCUCAGAUCAUUAUUUUUUAGUAUGUGCUUAUGUGUGAAACCAUGAGUACACUAUUAUGCCCAAAACUUGUUUUCCUUAUAUUUUAAUAGAUGAUCGCUUCCUAUUACUCAUUUUAUUUUUUUCUUUCUUGAUAAUUUAGCAAAAAAUUCUUUAAUUAAAGUCAAUACUUGAAUUAUAUAAAUAAUACAUGACUCCAUUCUCAUUGUAAAAAACUAAACCUUACAGCCCUGACUGGCGUGGCUCAGUUGGUUGAGUGUCGUCCUGAAAAUCGAUAGGUCGCCAGUUCGAUUCCCAGUCAGGGCACAUGCCUGGGUUGUGGGCCAGUCCCUUGUUGGGGUGUGUAUGAGAGGCUACCAACUGAUGUUUCUUUCUCUCUCUUUCUCCCUCCCUUACCCUCUCUCUAAAAAUGAAUAAAUAAAAUCUUUAAAAAAAAUUAAACCUUACAGAGAAGGCUAAAGCCCCCUUGGAACACCCACUGCAAUCUCUGGGGACACCCCAGUGGUAACUACUAUUUACUACUGCACUGGUGACUUGCAAUAGGGAAAACCCACCUAAUAUCUGUUAGGAGGGGGAAAGGCCUGGCUAAAUAAAAUACACUAUAGUUAUAUAACAGAUUACUAUAUUGGAUAUAAAAGAAAUAAACAUUAUCUACAUUAACAUGGAUAGAUUUCAAAAACAUAAUGUUAAGUGAAAAUAGCAAGUUGCAGAAAAAUGUGUACAAGUUAUAUCUUUGUACAAAACAAUACUAUAUGUUUUCAGUGGCUGUAUAUGUAUGUAAAUAUAUUUUUAAAGGUUCAAAAGAACCCAUAUCAAAUGCACAACAGUGAUUUUUUGGGGGGACGGUAUAAUUGGGAUAGAUGAGGGGUGGCAGUGAGGAUUGGGAAGGUGGUCCAAGGAAACUUUAGUUUUAUCCAUAAUACAUUAAUUAUUAAAAAGUAAGGUAUUCAUGUUUUACUUGUUAAAUUGUCAUCUUCUUUUUUAAAAUGCCUUCUGAAAAAACUGUCAUUUUGUGUUUUUUUGUAAAUUAAAUGUAUUGAGGUACUGUUUACAUAAACCAAAAUGCAUCUAUUUUAAGUGCACAUUUCAUUGACUUUGACCAACUUAUACUGCCUAUAUAACUGUCACCUCAAUGAAGAUAGUGAACAUUUGCAUCAGCCCAAAAAGUUCCCUUAAAACCUUUCCCACAAUCUAUUUUUCUACCCCCAGCUGCAGGCAACCCCGGAUCUGCUUUGUGUUAAUGCUGAUGAGAUGUAUCUUUUCUAGAAUUCAUAUAAAUGGAAUAGUACAAUAUAAACUCUGCCUUCCUCUAUUCCACAUAUGUUUGCGAUUGGUGCGUGUCGUUGUGUCAGUAGUCUGCUCCUUUUUGUUGCUCGUAGUAUGUUCGAUCACGUGGUAGACCAUUCAGUGAAAUUUUGGCAUUAAAUGUUAAGCAUCUCAUAUCUGAAUAGCAAUAUCUAGAAUAUUGGAAAUCUAGCUUAAAGAUCCCAAACUAGGUUUCAAAUACAAAUUGAACCUUAAUUUUUUCAGUAUGUAAUUGACAAAGACAGAAAGGUUGACUUGAUUUAGAUCAGAUUGGCUGUUAGGCUUCAGAUACAGAAAACAGCUGUCAGAUUUAUAAGUUGGAAACAGGUCACUUGCCAAUAUGAAGUCCUACUACUGCCAUUGCACUUAAUUUCCAAAUAUCUAAAAUUCAGAUUUAAAAUUCUUAAAAACAAGGACUUUGGAGUUACCACAAUGUUCAAGUAUAUGAAGUUGCAGCUUUUGUAGGUCAAAAUGAUUUGAAUGAUCUCAACAGUUUCAUGUAGUAUAACUUAAUUUACAAUUUUGUUUUUCUUUAUGAUUUUAAUGAUUUCACUCACUGGGAGAAACAAAAGAGUAAAAUUAAAAGGCAAACUUGGGUUUUUAGUAGAAGAGAAAUCAGUGAAAAGAGGGAGUGGAAUGGUCAGAUUAGGGAAAAAUAGGAUAGUAUGAAAAAAGAUUAUCUAAAAUAUAACCAGAGUUCUUUAAGUCCAAAAUUUUAAGUAUAAUAACUAAUACAACCCAACCAAUGAAAUAUAGAAUUAGAUCAUAAGAGGUAUUUGUUUGAUCCUUGAAUGUAUUAAUUUUCCAUGCUUAGUAAUUUGUUUUAGACCCCUUCAUCAAUAUAACCCCCAUGCCUAGCAUAUAAUAGUUAAUUUGUUAUUUUAAAUUUUGACAAGAGUUUUGCAGACCCUUGUCACCUAAUAUCUAAGUAUUUAUUCAUAAAGUGCUAAUAUUAAUGACUACUAUAUAACUGCUAUCCAUCUUACCCAUCCACUAAGUCUUAGCUCAGAUGAUAUCUUCUGACCUACGUUUCUGAUCUUCUGACUGUAUAUUUUCCCUCUUGAACUCUUUUAAAAGCACUAAGGAUAGAAGUUGCUAAGCACUUACUAUGUAGCAGACUCUGUUCUGAGCUUUUUUAAUUGUAAAAUAUACAUAAAAUUUAACAUUUUCACCAUAUUUAAAUGUAUAGGUUCAGUGGCAUUAAGUACCUCCAUAUUGUUGUACAACCAUUGCCACUGUCCAUCUUCAGAAUGCUUUUAUCUUCCCCAACUGCAACUCUGCAGCUAUUAAACAACUCUCUGUUUACUCCUCCUAGCCCCCUGUAACCACCAUGCUACUUUCUAUCUAUGAAUUUGACUAUUCUAGGUACCGCAUACAAGUGAAAUUACAGAGCAUUUUUUUUUGUGCCUGACUUAUUUUCCUUGGCAUAAUGUUUCCAAGGUGCAUCCAUGUUAUAGCAUGUGUCAGAAUUUCUUCUUUAAAGCUAAAUAAUAUUUUAUUGUAUUUGUGUGUGUGUAUAUAUGUCUACAUCUUACAUUUUGUGUAUCUAUUCAUCCAUGGGUGAAACUUGUGUUGCUUCCACUCUUUGGUUAUCAUGAGUAAUGCUGUUGUGAACAUGGGUGUAAAACAUCUGUUUGACUCCCUGAUUUCAGUUCUUUUGAGUGAAUAUCAUAUUUUUCCAUGUAUAAUGUGUACUUUUUUUGCUCAAAUUUUUGAGGGAAAAAUAAGGACGUGCAUUGUACAUUGGUAGUACUAAUUCUGUAUCUAUAUAAAUGUUUUUAAUUUUUAUUUUUGCUCAUGCAUUAAAAGUGUAACUAUAGAAAGCAAUAACGAUAUCCAUGUGCAAAAUAAUACCCCGAAACACAAUGAUCAGUUUUGUUUCUAAAUAUAAAAAUUAAACCAAAAGAUUUUUUUCCUGAAAGUUUGGGCCCCAAAUGUGGGUGCACAUAUACAUGGCAAAAUACAGUACCCAGAAGUGUAAUUGCUGGGUCAAAAGAUAAGUCAGUUUAAUUUUUUGAGAAAUCACCAUACUGGUUUCCACAGUGUUUGUAUAUGUUACACCUCUAUCAGCAAUACACCAGGGAUCCAGUUCCUCCACAUCCUUUGCAACACUUGUUAUUUUCUGGUGUUAUUUUGUUUUUUUGAUAAUAGCCAUCUUAAUGGGUGUGAAGUGGUAUCUCGUUGUUUUGAUGAGCUCUUUUUAUUAAACUUACUUUAUUCUCAUAAAACACCAUUCUGAGGUGUAAAUACUAACUAUUACCACCAUUUUAGAAAUGAGAAAACUAAGGCUCAUGAGUUAAGUCACUUGCUCUACUUCUUGAAGAAAGUGGCGGAGUUAGAAUUCCAAUCCAGGCAGUCUUGCUCCAGGGUUUACUUUCAGUUUCCCUCCCCCUUAUAUUAUACUUAUGUACUGGUACUUAUGUAUAACUUUGAUCUCCAACUAGGUUUUUAAGUUUUUUGAGUGUAAAAUACAUGAUGAUUGUCUUUGAAUUCCCAAAGUGCUUAGUAUAAUUCUUAAAUGAUGGAGAUGACAAAUAUUUGUGGAUGAGGAAAUUCAGGCAAAGAGAUGCUUAGUUAUUUCCCCAACAUACAAACAGUCAACAAAGAUUGGAAUUAAGAGUCCCUGCUCUUACUGCUAUAUACACCACUUUAUUAACUGUGAACCCUUUUUAGUGUUCUGACAUGGUAGUAUGUGUCAUUUCAUAGCAGUCUCCAUAUCCAUCAGAGUUCUCUGAACUCCUUUAUCAAAUCCAGAAAUACUGAACAUCUCAUCACCUCCUAUUUUAUUAAACUCAAAUAGAUCCAUAAAUAAACUUGUACUGUGUCUUGAUACCACUUAGUUACACAAUAAAGUUCAUUGCAUUGAUCAACUUUAUGUAUCAAGAUUUCACAUGAAGACAUGAAAAUAUCUCACAGCACCUAAAAUGAAGACUCCUGGACAGUUAAAUGCUGGAUUCCUGGUUGAAUCUCAGUCUACAUAAGGAAGUUGGAAUCAGCUGAGGAGCAGCUCAGACCUGGUUUAUCUUCCUGUCUACUGCAUCCCAUCUCCUGCUCAUCCUGAGGAAGAGGGUGUGGGUGUGGUUUCAAUCUACCCUUGGAAAACUGCUCCUUGAAGUUCAAGAGAGGAGGCUUCUCAGAUAUUUAAGCUACAUUGGUACUUAAAUUGACAGAUUAAGGCAGCUGCUGUGCAGAGCCCAGGGCACUGACUACAUUCAGUAAGAAACUGAACUCAUUGUUUGGUUUUACAUUAGAUCAGUGAUCUCUAAGUACUUUUCACUUUGGAUUAAGGCUGAUUGGAUAAUCUCAAAUCUUUUAGUGAAAGUUGUUUUCAAUUGUAAAUUUGAGAUAAAAUAUUUUAAAUUAGCAUUGAAAAAUACUUUAUUUUUUAAAGCUAAAUAAUAUCACCUAUGUAUUCUAUAGUACAGAAAUAUUAAAACUAUAAAAUUGUGCCUAGAGUCUACUGAGGUACCUUUUUUCUUUCUUUUUUUUUAUGUUUAGUGCAUUUAUAAAGGUCAAAGAGGUCUGGUGUAAAGCUUUGUUAAAUUCUAAAAGUAGAAAAAUAAAGUCCAUUCAUAGUUGAA
Phyllostomus discolor (pale spear-nosed bat) is the source of this 6062-nucleotide messenger RNA. RefSeq names its product small nuclear ribonucleoprotein U11/U12 subunit 48 (gene SNRNP48). NCBI's taxonomy places the organism in Eukaryota, Metazoa, Chordata, Mammalia, Chiroptera, Phyllostomidae. The record is from RefSeq and is a predicted model, not a curated record. Gene Ontology annotation, cellular component: U12-type spliceosomal complex; cytosol; nucleoplasm. The transcript has 9 exons. The coding region runs from base 51 to 1067 and encodes 338 amino acids.